Messenger RNA from Rhododendron vialii, 618 nucleotides. RefSeq names its product EPIDERMAL PATTERNING FACTOR-like protein 8. The coding region runs from base 189 to 515 and encodes 108 amino acids. The record is from RefSeq and is a predicted model, not a curated record. Gene Ontology annotation, biological process: stomatal complex development; guard cell differentiation. NCBI's taxonomy places the organism in Eukaryota, Viridiplantae, Streptophyta, Magnoliopsida, Ericales, Ericaceae. The transcript has 2 exons.
AACACAGUAUAUAACUUUGGCCAUGUGAACAAAAAGUGUCCAAAACACACAACCCAAUCCCUUGACAAAGAAAUCCUCUUCUUUCUUUCUUCUUCUUCUUUCUUCUCUCUCAAAACAUCCCUUUGUUACUGCUACCACAUUUCUUGCACACCAAAAUUCCCAUUGCAUAUCUAAGGUCUCCAUAGCCAAUGAUGGCUCCAUGCGGCCUGAAAUUCGCAGUCACUCUGAUUUUGAUAUUUUCUCUCUCAUUUCUGCCAUCCAAAUCAGCGGGGUUGCAAUGGUCAAGUCUGAAGCAGAGGAAAAUGCUGAUAGGAUCAAGACCACCUGGGUGUGUGAACAAGUGCAUGAGUUGCAGGCCUUGCAUGGCUACUCUGGUGAUUAUUCAUCCUCAUGACAACAACAAAAGAGGCGAAUUCGCAAAGAUAUCGGAUUCAGUAUCUCGCAGAGAAGAUGACGACCCUUACUAUCUCCUCUCAUGGAAAUGCAAAUGUGGAGACAAGCUUUACCAGCCUUGAUUCUCAUACAUUUGUGGUACAAUGUAUUUUGUUUUAUUAUUUGUACGAACUAUGAUAUGUUUGUAUGUACAGUUGGUUUUAAUGGUAUAAAUGAUUCCCCGAA